AGAGGGGACUUUCAACUGGAAUAAAAGCCAGAACAGGAGGCUGUUAUGAUGGAGAGCCGAGCGGCUGCAUGCCACACACCGGACCGAUCCCUCCCUGAGCGCGCACGGUGCGGGGCCGCCGCCGGGAUGAGUCCGGUGUCCCCUCUGUGAGCUCUCCUCUGCGCACUCGAUCCUCCGCCCGGUUGUGAUGGAGGCGGAGAGCGGCCACCGGCCGCUGCUCGGGCUGCUUCUCCUGCUCGGGCCGAUGGCCCUUUACAGCUCCGCCAUCGAGACGGUGAACGUGGUGGACUUCUGUGGCCAGACGAUCCGUGGCGACGGCAUGAUAGUCAACUCGCACCAGGAAUCAAAGAAGUACUACUUUGUGACCAUGGCCACGGACUGCCACCUCACCAUGCAGGCCAGCUCCCCUAAGGACAAGGUCCAGUUCCAUUUCCGCUUCUUCCUAGUCUACAGUCUACUCCGAGUGGCCCCUCUAAGCCCAGCCCCUCUCCUUCCUGAGUCCCCUCGUGGCUCUGCACCUUUCAACCCCAGACUGGAGCCCACAUCUGGGGAAAGCUCGGGGGACCCAUGCCACGCCGGCUCAUAUGUUCAAUUCUAUGAUGGAUGGGACAAGAACUCGCCUCCCCUCGGGCCUCCACUUUGUGGGAAGAGCCCGCCCCGGCCAGUGUUGUCCACAGGGAUCUACCUGACCCUGAGGCUGGUGACACGGGGAACUCAGCCCAGAGUGGACUUUGUUGGGGACUUCACGUCCUUCAGACUGGGUUUCAACCAAUCAGAGUGCAGCAAUGAACCUUAUUUCACCUGCAGAAAUGGAAAGUGUAUCCCACUUAGUCUGGUGUGUGACGAUAAAGGCAUUGACAACUGUGGGGAUGGAAGUGACCUGGAGGAAAACCUAACAACAGGUUGUAAAGCGGGUCAGCUUUUACCACCUGAACCUCCCCCGCCAAUAGAAACCCCAUCUCCACCUUUACUGAAUGCACCCACAGUGCCGAUUCCUACUCAUCACAGCUGUGGUGUGCCAGUCAGCGCUCCCAGUCAUGAGUCUGUAACAGACUCCCCUGCCUCCCUGUCCCUGCUGGCUCUCUACACCAUCCUGGGUGUGGUGGCAGGCGGCGUGGUGCUCUGCUGGUGCUGCUGGUCACCCGGCUGGUUCCUUUGGCGUGUCAGCUUUUGCCGCUUCUUGCCCUGCUGCAACUCGGCCUGCGCCUCCUGCCAGCUCUGCGCCCGCAGCUGCACCACUAGCAAGGAGCACCGACUGGCAAAAGUCACCCCACACACACCACCCAACGGGGACCCGACAGGCAUGGUGGCCACUGGCCUUGGUGCCAAUGACCGCGUCACCACGCCAGCUGUUUAGUGCAGGAUGAGGGUCGGCUCGAUCCCUUUUCCCAUUGUGAGACAUUUGGUAAACAGUGUACAGAUACUAAAGAUAGUUACUACAUUAUGCAGCUUGACAGGACCAAGUCUCUCCUGAUGAUGAUGCAGGUGUGCCUAUGUUGUUAUGAGAAGGUGAAGCAGGGUAAUGUAUGACUAUGAAUUGUGUAAAAAAGACUUCAUUUCAAAAAUGUUUUUGUUUACAUCACAUUAUGCCCAAGUUGUCUGUCCGGUUUUCAGAAGAAACAAUGAAAACUUUUCAUUUAUUAGUUAUAGUUUGUCUGUAUAUAAAAGUUAUUUUUUUGCUUUACCUUAAAGGAAAGACAGUGAAACCACACUUCCAGUCUACACAUUUGACCCAGAGUUAGCCACGGACACAUGCUGAAGAAACCCCCCACCGGGUGACAACAGCUGUUCUCCCCUGGUGAAAUUCCUCCAAACUUUCCACUCUUAUCCCUGCAGUCCGCUGUUGUUCCACAUAGAAGCCAAAGUAGCUUUUGGACCAUAGAACAAAAAGUAACCCCAUGUAUAGCCGUCAACGGUUUGUGGGGAGGAACAUCUAACUAUUUAAAAAUAAAUGUAUAAUAAAUUACAACAAAAGCUUAUGCUUAUUCAAGAGCUAAAACCGAUCAACUUUUUUCAGCUCAAGUACAUGGAUCGGUUCUUGUGGUGGGCAAAGGAAACAAAUAAAAAUUAUAACCAAAAUUAUUUUUGAAAGCAAGGUGUGGAGUUCAAUCAAAAUACAUUUAAACUCAAAUGAUGAAGAUAAAAGAUAAAAUGUGAACUUUUUUCCAUUUUUCCUACAGUGUUUGUGAUAGUGUGAUCAUGUAUCUACCAUCAUGCUGGGCUACAGUUGUCGUCUCCCAAACUCUUAAAGUCUUAGCUGUAUCUCAGCCUGGUGGGUUUCUAUCAAUGUGAAGCUAAUCAGGAUUAGUAAGCUGACAAGCAAUGUACUAGAUCAAGCCUGUUUUUCUGUGUGUGGUUAUUUGUUCAGCCGUGCUAGUGGCAUGUUGUUAUAUUCAGUUGGUCCAACACUUUGAUCCAGACCGAAACAUAUCAACUAUUGGACGGAAUGCAACAUUUUGUACAUGCUGUCACUCACCUAGGAGCACAGGGGAGUUUCAGUUUCUCAUAUCUCACAUAAACCCAACAAGUUUCCUGUAUUGUGUUUGUGUCCAACCAAUCAUGAGCUACUGACAGCCACCCGGCUGGUUUAGGUGUGAGGGAGAUGAGGCAGAGAGGAAACUGUUGGUUCCAAGCAGCAAUGAUGGCUCCGUUAGAGAUUAGUGUGAAAACUACAGCAGCAUCAGUCAUAUCAGAACAGGAGACUAUUUUAUUUUAGAAAGAAGUAUAAAGAACACUUUCUUGGGACUUGCUUUACCUCUGAGUGGCUUUACAAAGAUUGUUUUUUGACAACUUGUUCAUCCAUCACCUGCCAUGGAUUCAAACAUGGGCAUUAUGCUACCGUCAUGCUUCAGUCUCCACUAAUGUGGUGUUAAAAUAAAUAUCCCUUCAUUUGAA
Messenger RNA from Pungitius pungitius (ninespine stickleback), 2895 nucleotides. It is a transcript of the gene ldlrad2, whose product is annotated as low density lipoprotein receptor class A domain containing 2. The transcript is spliced from 5 exons. Lineage: Eukaryota; Metazoa; Chordata; Actinopteri; Perciformes; Gasterosteidae. The coding region runs from base 188 to 1357 and encodes 389 amino acids. Gene Ontology annotation, molecular function: protein binding. The record is from RefSeq and is a predicted model, not a curated record.